This is a messenger RNA of Triticum turgidum subsp. durum (durum wheat), 2019 nucleotides long. Lineage: Eukaryota; Viridiplantae; Streptophyta; Magnoliopsida; Poales; Poaceae. The record is from the annotation of a GenBank genome assembly.
AUGCAGAUGCUCUCUCGCCAUCGCCAUGGGCGCCCCCUCCUCCAUUUCGUACUCAAGCCCCCACCUUUCUCCACCACAAACACGGCCAGCGCCCCGCCCCCGCCUCCGCCUCCAUUUUGCACCCCAGAUGCCGCCCCCCACAUCUUCUCGCUCGGCGACCACGACCCCGGUGCGCUCGCCCCCGACGAUGCCAUCGCGGCACUCUCCUCGCUCGCGGAAUCCGAUGGCUCCGCUGCGGCGCUCGCCUUUUUCCGCCGCCUGGCGUCCCGCCCGGACGUGCGCCACCUCAUGCGUCUCUACGUCACCGCCGCGACCGCCUUCGUCGCGAGGGGCAGCCUCCCCAUGGCGCACGAGGCCAUGCGCCGGAUGGUCGCCGCCUUCGCCGAGGCGGGCCGUCUCCCUGAGGCCGCGGACAUGGUCUUCGAGAUGCGCAGCCACGGGCUCCCGUUCUGCGUCGAGACGGCCAACUGGAUCCUCAGGGCCGGGCUGGACACCAGGAACUUCGCCUACGCGCGCAAGGUGUUCGACGGAAUGGUGACCCGUGGCUGGGUGUGCCCUGAUGAGCGCAGCUUCCGGGCGCUGGUCCUAGGGUGCUGCAGGGAAGGCCGGGUGGAGGAGGUGGAAGCCCUGUUGGCGGCAAUGUGGGGGCAGGGAUUCUGCCUGGACAAUGCGACGUGCACGGUGGUCGUGCGCACCUUCUGCAAGAAGGGCCGAUUUAGGGAUGUGUCUGAGUUCUUCAGGAGGAUGCUGGAGACGGGCACCCCACCAAAUGUGGUGAAUUACACUGUGUGGAUUGAUGGUUUGUGCAAAAGAGGGCAUGUCAAGCAGGCGUUCCGUGUACUGGAGGAGAUGGUCGGAAAAGGAUUGAAGCCGAAUGUGUACACACACACGUCGUUGAUUGAUGGGCUCUGUAAGAUUGGGUGGAGGGAGCGGGCGUUCAGGCUUUUCUUGAAGCUCAUCAAGAGUAGUUCAUACAAGCCGAAUGUGCAUACAUACACUGUGAUGAUUGGAGGGUACUGUAAUGAGGGUAAGCUUGCUCGAGCUGAGAUGCUUCUUGGAAGGAUGGUUGAGCAGGGGUUGGCACCAAACACAAACACGUACACUACGCUGAUCAGUGGCCACUGCAAAACAGGCAGCUUCGAUCGUGCCUUUGAGCUGAUGAAUAAGAUGACUCAUGAAGGCUUCCUGCCCAACAUUUACACAUACAAUGCUGUCAUUGAUGGCCUCCUCAAGAAAGGAAAAAUUGAAGAGGCCUAUAAGGUGCUCCGGAGGGCCACUACUCAAGGGCUUGAGCUUGAUAAAGUGACAUAUACUAUAUUCAUAACUGAACACUGCAAACAAGGUCACAUAACAUAUGCUCUAGAUUUGUUCAACCGGAUGAUUGAAAAUGGUUGCCAUCCUGACAUAGAAACAUACACCACCCUUAUUGCUACAUAUUGCCAGCAGAGACAAAUGGAAGAAAGCCAAAAGCUGUUUGACAAGUGUCUCACGUUAGAAUUAGUGCCAACCACACAAACUUAUACCUCAAUGAUUGCAGGCUACUGUAAAGUUGGCAAAUCAACCUCAGCUUUGAGGGUCUUUUAUAGAAUGGUUCAAAAUGGAUGCCUCGCCGACUCUAUAACUUAUGGAGCUCUAAUAAGUGGGCUCUGCAAGGAAUCAAGACUAGAGGAAGCACGGGCAUUAUAUGAGGGCAUGCUUGAUAAACAUUUGGUGCCAUGUGAAGUAACUCCUGUCACUUUAGCUUUUGAAUAUUGCAGGAGGGGAAGGACAAGUGUUGCUCUAUCAAUCUUGGAUAGACUGGAUAAACGGCGACAGAUUCAUGCAACAAAUGUGCUAGUUAGAAAGCUCAGUGCUACGGCAAAUGUGGACGAUGCAAGUCUUUUCCUAAAAAGGGUUUUGGAUGGGGAUUCAGUUGUUGACCAUGUAACUUAUACUGGCUUCAUCAAUUCAUGCUACGCGAACAAUAGACACGCUCUAGCUUCUGAAAUAUCUGAUAAGAUCUCAAAAAGAACCCUCUAG